Messenger RNA from Cydia amplana, 469 nucleotides. It is a transcript of the gene MHF2, whose product is annotated as centromere protein X-like. The record is from RefSeq and is a predicted model, not a curated record. NCBI's taxonomy places the organism in Eukaryota, Metazoa, Arthropoda, Insecta, Lepidoptera, Tortricidae. Gene Ontology annotation, cellular component: Fanconi anaemia nuclear complex; FANCM-MHF complex. The transcript is spliced from 3 exons. Bases 61 to 357 code for a protein of 98 amino acids. Gene Ontology annotation, biological process: resolution of meiotic recombination intermediates; replication fork processing; DNA repair.
UUCAGUGUUGCGUUUAUAUCCUACGCAAUUUUUGUGGCACGUAAGUAAUAAAGGUGUGCCAUGGCUCGUAACAGCAAUGAAAACAAAUCCGACAACAUUGAUCCAGCCUCCGUGGCCUCUGACGUAAAGAACACCUUCAAACAGGACGUCAUAAAGGAGCUUCUGAACAGCUCUUUCGAGGACAACAAGACGAAGCUGGGCAACCAUGCGUUGUCCCUGGUUGUGGAAGUUGCCAAAUGCCUGGUUACGGAGACUUGUCUCCGUGCCUCGAGCCAGGCACUACGAGAGUCCUGUGACAAAGUUGACAUUGACCAUGUUGAGAAAUGCCUACCGCAGCUGAUGCUGGACUUCCCUUAAACAAGCCCAAACCCUCAAGAAACUUCCAACCUAAUUUUCAGUUGUGACUCAAGCAAGGCCUUAUCAAGAUAAUAAUUUAUAAUCGCUACAACUUCCGAUCUGCGGGUCCGAC